UGUGAUGCAGUAUCUGUUUCUCAGAGGACACAAGUUUAUAAAAUGGCUCUUAGAUGGCUUCUGCACUCAGCUUGCCAUCUUGUGGGGUACCCUACAAAGGAAGAGGAGUGCAAGGAGAAUGAAGGGUACCCUAAUGGAGAGAGGGUGAAGGGGUUGUGUCCUUGUUCAGGGUUUGAAAUGCCACUUCACUAUCCGCGCUACACCAGAGAGGAGUAUGAGAGCAUGGAGGAGUGGAAGGUGGAGUUGCUUCUGAAGCAAUAUGGAUUAAGUUUGAAGGGUAGUGUCGAGGAAAAGAGAGUUUUUGCAAUGGGAGCAUUCUUGUGGCCAUGAUCAUCAUCAAAUGUCAUUUUUUCUCUGGAAAAAUCUGUGGUAGAUGUUGGUGAUGUAAGUUUUCAAGUUUUGUGUACUUGACCGUGGUAUAUGAUGAUGAGGCACGUGAAUAUAUAAUAAAUUGAUAAUGCUGUGCUGUGGUAAUAUGUGUCGUUGUCCAUGUACACUUGUAUUUGUCGCUGUGUUAUGGUUCAUGAAUAUUUGAUGGCAUAUGCUCUUGUUUUUUGGUUGAGGUGGUUGAUGGUGAUACGUGUCGGUAAUGUGGCAGUUUUGUUUCCACGUAUAGUGCUGAAUAAUAACACUUGACAUUAAUGAAUUUUUUU
This is a messenger RNA of Vigna umbellata (rice bean), 653 nucleotides long. RefSeq lists its product as uncharacterized. Lineage: Eukaryota; Viridiplantae; Streptophyta; Magnoliopsida; Fabales; Fabaceae. The record is from RefSeq and is a predicted model, not a curated record.